Torulaspora globosa is the source of this 2760-nucleotide messenger RNA. It is a transcript of the gene OSH3, whose product is annotated as oxysterol-binding protein related protein OSH3. Lineage: Eukaryota; Fungi; Ascomycota; Saccharomycetes; Saccharomycetales; Saccharomycetaceae. The transcript has a single exon. Gene Ontology annotation, biological process: endocytosis; exocytosis; maintenance of cell polarity. Gene Ontology annotation, molecular function: sterol binding. Gene Ontology annotation, cellular component: plasma membrane; perinuclear endoplasmic reticulum; intracellular membrane-bounded organelle. The coding region runs from base 1 to 2760 and encodes 919 amino acids. The record is from RefSeq and is a predicted model, not a curated record.
AUGGAGACCAUUGACAUCCAGAGCCGAUCCUUUGUGGUCAGAUGGGUCGAAUGUUCCAAAGGUGACGUGAUCAGCUACCAGGUGAGACCUCUGAAGAAGUCAAUUGAGCUGGGGAUCUAUAAGAAGCCCAAGGGCGGUGUAGAUAGGAACUGUGAGUCUGCGGUUCACAUAGCUCCUGAUACCAGGGCUUUAUUGAGCUACACAACAAAGUCCUUUCUGCAUAGAAACAGCGCCACCAGUGUCGACGAGAGUGCAAAUUCAAGCAGCACGAGCGUGAACUCGGUGCCAGGCUCGUACGACUCCCGUAAACUACAUGGAUCUCUAUCUCUCAGUAACAUACAACAGCAAUCACAGGAGAUCCCGCUGCGUGAAAAGUUGACUGCAUCUGGGUUUACGAUGGUGCAAUGGAUUGGCCAUGUCGCCGGAAGUGAGAUGCAACAGGGACUGCUCGAGGUGAGGGACGACGACUACUACUACGCUUUUAUACUGGACAACACUUCAGCGAAAAAUGCCAAGAAGAAGAUCCUGUUUAAUGCUAAGACUGUCCGUGAUAAUGAAUUACAGUCUCUGAACAAAAAUCAGUAUCCUUUGUCGCCUGCUACAACCCCCAAAGCAAGAUCUCUGAAGUCGCAGCCGAAUGAUGAUCUUCUCAGCGUCGAUCGAGGAAGAUAUCUACAGGGCUAUCUGUUAAAGAAGAGGAGAAAGAAGCUGCAGGGUUUCACGAAGAGGUUCUUUUCGCUUGACUUCAAGUACAGCACCCUAUCUUACUACCUGAAUGAGCAUAAUCAGACAUGUCGAGGAGAAAUUGUAAUAAACCUAGCAACCGUAAGCGCCAAUAAAAAGGAUAGGCUAAUAAUUAUCGAUUCCGGCAUGGAAUUGUGGGUACUGAAAGCCAAAGAUACUGGUGCCUGGAGUCAUUGGGUUGACGCCCUACAGUCGUGUUUCGAUAGGUUAAAAAUGAACAAAGCAACCGCGAACCAAAACAGAAAGAAGGAGGAUGGCGUAGAUGAACUGAAUGAAGCGCUAGAAUCUGUAAAAACCGGCAAACAAAACCCAACAAUGGCAAAUAUGCCAUUUGUGGCAAUAACUCCUAACGAAUUUACCGCCUCCUUGCCGCGAUUCACCUGUAAUGAACUAAUAACAAACCUCAAACUCAUCCAGCAAAGAGUAGAGUACUGUAAAAAAGAAUCGCUGAACUAUGUGCCCACUGAGGGAUAUGACAAUCAAAGACGAUAUCGUAAUGCAUCAUCUUCAUCUGCCGACCUCAAGGUGGCUCAUGGUGAUUCGUGCGAGUCAGCCCAAUCCCUCACGAUCUCGCCAGACAACGAAGCAACUGAGCAUCCGCUGCAUAGCAGACUAUCUGAGCUGGAAACGUUUUUGGCACAAUUCAUUCAUCAAAGCAGAACAUUGCUCAAUGAUGCCUUGGACCAAAGUUUGGAGAAGAGAAUAUCGUCGAUCUCUGCAUUUAGCGAUGAAGAGUUUUUUGAUGCAGAAGAUGGAAUUAGUCAUGGAGUUAUACUGUUGGAUAAUGACGAAAGGUUAGAGGAGCCCACUUUGAACAAAACGGUCGAGUACGAAAGCGUAUCAGAAGAAAUGACUUGUGAUUCUUCCACGAAUGAUAUUUACCCACUUCCAUGGGGAAAGUCAGUUAAACGCCGAAAUGACGUUCGAGCAGCUGUUGCUUCGCCGCCAAGCUUAUUAUCUUUCCUGAGGAAAAAUGUCGGUAAGGACUUGAGUUCCGUGGCCAUGCCAGUGACAUCUAACGAGCCAAUUUCCAUCUUACAACUGAUAUCAGAAACUUUUGAGUACUCAGAUCUGUUGAACAAAGCUAUCGAGAGCACCUCCAAGGCGCAGGUCCUAACCUACGUGUCGGCCUUUGCAAUCUCCUGCCUUUCCAUUCACAGAGACAAGACAAGGGCUUUGAGAAAACCGUUCAACCCUCUCUUGGGGGAGACAUAUGAACUUGUUCGGGAAGACAUGGGCUUUAGACUGAUUGCCGAAAAGGUGUCACAUAGGCCCCCAGUCUUCGCAUUUCACGCUGACCAUCCGCAAUGGGAAUGUAGUUACACCGUGUCUCCCUUGCAGCGAUUUUGGGGUAAAUCUGUGGAGCUGAACAACGAUGGUACCGUGCGCCUGAAGUUCAAGAAUCAAAAAGACUCCUUCGAAUGGGUGCAGCCAACCACAAUGCUUAAAAAUCUUAUAGCGGGCGAGAGAUACGUGGAGCCGAUCAACGAGUUCGAAGUCAAUUCUUCAAGCUGCGGCUCUUCAACCAUUGCCUUCCAAAGUGCCGGUAUAUUUGGAGGGAGAUCGGAGAACUUGACCCUGACGAUAGACCCUGUGGACGGCGCCAAGAAAACCUUACACGGCAAGUGGACUGAAUCCAUAAUCGACGACAGUACUUCGGCUGUCAUAUGGCAGGCUGGAAAAUUGGUGCCUGAUAGUAGGAAAAAAUAUGGGUUCACCGUCUUCACUGCCAAUCUUAACGAAAUAACUGAAAUUGAGCGCGAUAACCUACCUCCAACAGAUUCCAGGCUCCGACCAGAUAUCAAAGCUUAUGAAGAGGGAAAUGUACAAAAGGCAGAGACUUUAAAACUCAAAUUAGAGCAAGCUCAGCGUGAUAGACGUUCCAAAGGCUCCGAUGUUAAGCCAAAAUUUUUCGAAAAGAGCAAGAACGACACUUGGAAGCUAAUUCAAGGACCAAAUAGUUAUUGGGAGAGAAGAAAGCGUCGGGACUGGUCGGGCAUAACCGCGUUAUGGUGA